UGAAACAACCGUGAAAAUUUUACUUUCUUAAUGAUUCGGGCGUUUCAAAUUCAUAUUUUGAAAUUUUGUUUCAUAUUUUGAUAUUAUAAGUGGUUUUAUCCGAUAUACCUGUUCUUUGUUUUCUAGUUGUGGACAGUUUGGAAGUUGGGCGGGGAUAUGACGUCAUCAAAACACGCGUAUUCAAUUUCUUGGGGGCUGCCGACUUCAUUAGAGAUGACACUAUGCAUAGAGGGCGGACCAGGCGCUGUUUCUGCUGACUUCUAACCCUAUUUUACCCGUCUGGUGGACCAGGAAGGCGCUAGAAUUACACCAGAAGAGGCAGGGAAAGCCUCGAGAAUGUCAGGAAAGUCAAAAUCGCUCGCUCGGGUGAAGAGCGGGGUCGUCGAGGUGAAAAGUAAGUUCGACGCCGAAUACCGACGUUGGGCCCUGGACAAAACGUCCAUCGAAAAAUUCGACGAUUUCUACCAACUUGUUGAGCGAAGACACCACCUCGCGGACAUUCCCUUUACGCUGUGUUACACGGACCCACACGGCGACCUCCUACCCAUCAACAACGAUGAAAACUUCGUCAAGGCUAUGAGCACGGCGGCUCCCGUGGUCAGACUAAUCGUGCAGAGAAAAGGUGAAGACCAAGGCGAGUUUAACGGUUACGGAACUCUGAACAAGAGCAAGAAGUUCGGGCUCCCAGGACCGCUGUCCAACCAGAAGCCGAAGCCUCGUCUCCAGAUCAGCCAACCGCAGGACUUCCGGCGAGUGUCCGCCAUCAUCGACGUGGACAUCGUCCCGGAGACGUACCGCAGGGUCAAGUUACACAAGCACGGCUCCGACAAACCCCUGGGCUUCUACAUUCGCGACGGCACGAGUGUGCGGGUCACCCCACACGGACUCGAGAAGGUUCCUGGCAUCUUCAUCUCCAGACUGGUUCCGGGCGGUCUGGCGGAGAGCACCGGAUUACUGGCAGUGAACGACGAAGUCCUGGAAGUCAACGGCAUCGAGGUUUUCGGGAAAUCGUUGGACCAAGUCACGGACAUGAUGGUGGCCAACAGCCACAACCUGAUCAUAACGGUGAAGCCCGCCAACCAGCGGAACAAUGCGGUACGCAAGGGCUCGCUCAGCACGUCGGUGGGGUCGGGACAUUCCGGCGGCUCGUCCACGGACGACAAACCGUUACUGAACGACAAGGGCGCGCGGGAGUCGUCGUACUCUAACGAGGCGUACCACAACGACGAAACGCUAGAGGAGGAAGAAAGUGACGAGGAGGAGGACAUUAUUAGAGACGUGGUAGUCACGAAAACUAACGGGAGCGUGCCCUCCCCUGAACAGGACGGCGAGCAGGAUGGAGAAGAAGAGGAGGAGGAAGGAAGAACAGACCAACAGUAAAACAGACCAGGACAGUGCUGUGUAUACGCUAUGAUGGGGGAGGGGGGCGUAACAGGCUAGUUACUUACAAAGUACUUCUAAUAGACAAACAAUAGAGAUAACACAUGAAGAAAUGGAAAGCCUGCCGUUGUGUGAUAACUAGUUACGGAGAAACUAAGGCAAUAGCUGCAACUUAAAAAGGUGUAAAAGAACUAAUAACAAGCCUUUAAUUAUUCACAGUGGUGGGCAAUUUUUACCGAAAUGUUGAACGUGAAAAAACUUCUGGCCAGACAGUUGUAUUAACCUAUAGUCACAGUUGUCCUUCGUUUUAGUUCUUAUUAUGAGACUGUAUGUUCUGAUAAAAGGGAAGAUUCAGCAAGGGUUCUGUAUGAAGAAACAAUUUCUGUAUAGAAUUCAUCAGUAACGUCCUGCAAAACAUUGUCAUGUACACCAGUAAUCUUCCGAUUUAAACCGGACAGCAGCCAUCUUGCAUUCCUACCUUUCUGUGGCUUGUAAUACUCAGUCAGUCGUACUAAGCUAACAUUUGCAGGGAAAGUAACAGAACAUGCCCCAUGCUUUCCUUACGCCACCCAGUAAAGGAAUCUAGAACAAGAUGCAAACGAGAAGGCAUAGAUUGUCAAAGACGUUCAAGUUGUUCUUUGUAUGUAUAGUUGUAAAUCAUUGCCACCGAAUUAAUAUUCCUUUUGGGUAGUAUUGGGAUGUAUUUGUUGUUUUGUUUUUUUGUUGGAAAAAAAUUCUUGAACAUGAUUCUGACUGUGAAACUUUUACUAAAACCAAAAAUUUCCUCAAGUGAAAAACGCCCCAGUAGAGAUAGGUCAGAGGUCACUAACAGAACACCUGCUGACUUUUAUAACCAACUCAUCUUCCCAGUAAUGCAUAGAUUUCUUGCUAACUAUGGUAGGCCUAAUCUUUCUCAGUUUUUGCUUGUCUCAUUUAUGGAUAUUUGUUGACAGAAUGUAGCGUACAAUGUCCCAGUAGAUUUGUUCUUUGUUUUUGUAUACCUUUUACAUGUGGUCUAGUCUAGAAAAUAAACAACCUGCCACCAGAAGGGUGUACAAAAAUGAAGCCACAACCAUGUAUCUGCUUGGAGAUUUCUUAGCCGUGGGACCACCAUUGCACAGUGGAUAUUUAUUGUAAAAGUGAAUAAUAUCGGUGGUAAUUUUCUGAUAAUGUGAAACAUCGUUCUUGAUCAUUUUGCACCGCCAGGGUUAAUAUAAGUAGGGCACACCUAGCAAUAAACGCAAUGCUCACUAGGGGUAUAUUAUGGCAUUCAACAUUUUAAAGAUGCAUUUGACAUUUCCAUGUAAAUAUCUAUUUGGAGAAAGAGAUCAUAAGUGUGUGUGUAUCAUUGAAAAGUAAGAUUUGGCCAGAUGAUAGUUAUUGUACAGCACAAAAGGGGACCAUAUUUUUCAUGUUGUUGGAGAGAGAGCUAGCUCCCUUGGUGUGAGAAUGUCUGUAUGUCUGCAAUCGUGUAUAAGAAACAAAUUUGGAAGCAGAGAAAUGGGAUGAUGCCUUAUAAUAUGCUUAAAAACACUCCAGGUAUACAUGAACUGUUCGAUAUGUUGAUUGAAAUCUUUGUAUUGGAAAUAUCUUCCCUGGGAAGCAGUGCGAUUGUCGUCAAAAGAGGUGGCCUUUGCAAAAUGAUACAGUGCCUGUAAGUGUUGGCGAAUUAGAAAUGCCACUGCAAGCAUUUUGUUAUAAUAUGCUAACCAGCUGACAUGAGGAAAAUAAAUAUGCUUAUAGAGGCUUCACUUGCCCACUUAUUACAGGCACUGUUUUCUACUGCAACGGCCACCUACAGGGCCUAAUGGAGUUGUCACAUGACUUGUCAAUCAAAUUAUUUCAUGAUGUUGGUAGGCAGUGAAUGGAACAUCAGAGUUCGCAUACUGUAUCUUAAAGUUCAUGUAUAUCUGAAUACACAAAAAAAAGCUGCCACAGCCUAAUGCUUUCUGCUUUGGCCAUGAACUUCUAAGUUGCCUGGCCCCAGAGUAUGAUUUAAUUUUGCAUAUUCGGGACAAUCUGAUGUAUUCUGUUCCUCAACAUAUCGUGUGUGAAUAGGUCAUUGUGAGGGUAAAACAUUUGGGAUGUCAGUUUUUGUGGCAGAAAUUGGUAUUUUUGGAUGAAGAGAAGUGUAAGGUAUGGUUUGGUUGAAUCUGUCAAUGUUGGGUAAUUAUUAUUUGCAACUUAGAUAAUUGUAUAUGUACUUAAUUUCCUGUGUCAUUUUGCUAGCACUUACGAUCUAGGUUACGCAAACAAUUGUACUAAAAAAACGUGUAUGUUGUAGGUAUGUUGGUUGAAUCGAGAGCAUAUAGGGCUUGUUUUAUAUAUAUAUCAAGGGAUAUCAGGAUUAGGUGCUUUUAACAGUCUUUGUACAUAAGUACCACUAUUUUUACUGCAAGUAUGGAUGGUGAAGCCACCUGUCGAAAGGAUUACUUCAAUACAGCCUUUACUGUGUCUU
Molecule: messenger RNA, 3838 nt
Organism: Branchiostoma belcheri (Belcher's lancelet)
Lineage: Eukaryota; Metazoa; Chordata; Leptocardii; Amphioxiformes; Branchiostomatidae
Product: partitioning defective 6 homolog gamma-like
Exons: 3
Coding region: 337-1380 (347 amino acids)
Biological process (GO): centrosome cycle; regulation of cellular localization; establishment or maintenance of cell polarity
Cellular component (GO): nucleus; apical plasma membrane; cell cortex
Molecular function (GO): protein kinase C binding
Source: RefSeq, a predicted model, not a curated record